AGAAGAGCAGUGGCAGGAAGCCGUGGGUGGCAGGAAUGAGUUUGGGACUGUUCCCUGUGUCCAGCUUCAACCCGUCUUCUCCUGACACCCCUUUCUCCUGUACUUACUUAUUUUUUCUCCUGUCCUUAUUGACACAGAUGUGUCUUCUGAUCUCUCUGUCCCUUCCUAGCUUGUUGUUUCUACUUCUCUUGGAGAACUGUUUCUUCCCCUGGUGUGAGGGACACUGUGCUCUUUGGUGGGGCUUUGGGCCACCAAAGAGGUGGGAUAUGUAAGAGGAGGGAUAUGAAUUGGGGUGGUUUGGAGUGGGAGUGGGGACCUGAUUCCCUCAUUCUCACCCUUGACAGUGUGCUGUGUUAACAAGGCCUGUGGAAAGGGGAGAGGACAGUGCUUGGCUAUGAGCCAUCGGUCUUGGUGUGGUAGAUGGCAUACCUAGAGAACAAGCCGUGACCAGCAUGUCCUCUUGUUCCCCUCUUGCCUGGUAGCUUUCUGAUGUACCAUCCAGGUUGGACUUUAUUCCCCUUUUUUCACCAACUUUGCUUCUCCUCUUGACCCUGCUCUGCAUCCAUUGGGACCACUUCCUUCCCAUCCCCACUUCGCUAGCUCCAGUCCACAGCUGUUGUAGCAGAGGAUGCUAAUGGCCCAGGCUUACUGUAUGGGGUAGUGGUUGGGGGUGGCCUGGGCUGGAGGGUGGGGAAUUUGAGUGUCCAACCAGAACAGGAAGGGAAAUGCUGAGCUCUGAGAUCUCCUCCCUUUUCCACCCGCAGCUGCCUCUGUUUCCUCCCUCAUUCCCCUCUACUCUAGCCUGACUUCCUGCCCCCUUUGGCCUGCCUGUGUCCGGUUUCGAGUGACCCAGACCUCCUAUCUCCUUUCUUUCCGUCCAACUCCUCCAAGCUUCCUUCCCACCCCCACUUUCCUUCUCCCCAGAUUACUAGUUGUUUGUGUAGGGCAGGGGAGAGGAGCUUGGAUAGCCCUACCCCCUGCUCCAGUCCGAGGAUGGGGCGGGGUGGGGGCUCAGCCCCUCUGAGCCUGUGAGUCAGCACUGUCCUCGUGAUUGGUCUCUCCCUUUAGCUCUCCGCCCCUGGGGAGGAGCCAGGCAGCUCUGGGUCCAGCCUGUUCUCUUCUCAGCCAGAGAAGAGGCUCCACGUUGGGCGGGGAUGGGGCCCGAAACUGUCUGGGUCUGAGCUGGGGAGCGGAAGCCACUUGUCCCUCUCCCUCCCCAGGACUUCUGUGACUCCUGGGCCACGGAGGUCCGACCAGGCUAAGGGCCUGGGGAUACCCCCUGCCUGGCCCCCUUGCCCAAACUGGCAGGGGGGCCAGGCCGGGCAGCAGCCCCUCUCUCACCUCAGCUAUGGAUCUUCUGCCCCCCAAGCCCAAGUACAAUCCACUCCGGAAUGAGUCUCUGUCAUCGCUGGAGGAGGGGGCUUCAGGGUCCACCCCCCCGGAGGAGCUGCCUUCCCCAUCAGCUUCAUCCCUGGGGCCCAUCCUGCCUCCUCUGCCUGGGGACGAUAGUCCCACUACUCUGUGCUCCUUCUUCCCCCGGAUGAGCAACCUGAGGCUGGCCAACCCGGCUGGGGGGCGCCCAGGGUCUAAGGGGGAGCCAGGAAGGGCAGCCGAUGAUGGGGAGGGGAUCGUAGGGGCAGCCAUGCCAGACUCAGGCCCCCUACCCCUCCUCCAGGACAUGAACAAGCUGAGUGGAGGCGGCGGGCGCAGGACUCGGGUGGAAGGGGGCCAGCUGGGGGGCGAGGAGUGGACCCGCCACGGGAGCUUUGUCAAUAAGCCCACGCGGGGCUGGCUGCAUCCCAACGACAAAGUCAUGGGACCUGGGGUUUCCUACUUGGUUCGGUACAUGGGCUGUGUGGAGGUCCUUCAGUCAAUGCGAGCCCUGGACUUCAACACCCGGACUCAGGUGACCAGGGAGGCCAUCAGUCUGGUGUGUGAGGCUGUGCCGGGUGCUAAGGGGGCGACAAGGAGGAGAAAGCCCUGUAGCCGCCCGCUCAGCUCUAUCCUGGGGAGGAGUAACCUGAAAUUUGCUGGAAUGCCAAUCACUCUCACCGUCUCCACCAGCAGCCUCAACCUCAUGGCCGCAGACUGCAAACAGAUCAUCGCCAACCAUCACAUGCAAUCUAUCUCAUUUGCAUCCGGAGGGGAUCCGGACACAGCCGAGUAUGUCGCCUACGUUGCCAAAGACCCUGUGAAUCAGAGAGCCUGCCACAUUCUGGAGUGUCCCGAAGGGCUUGCCCAGGAUGUCAUCAGCACCAUUGGCCAGGCCUUCGAGUUGCGCUUCAAACAAUACCUCAGGAACCCACCCAAACUGGUCACCCCUCAUGACAGGAUGGCUGGCUUUGAUGGCUCAGCGUGGGAUGAGGAGGAGGAAGAGCCAGCUGACCAUCAGUACUAUAAUGACUUCCCGGGGAAGGAACCCCCCCUGGGGGGGGUGGUAGACAUGAGGCUUCGGGAAGGAGCUGCUCCAGGGGCUGCUCGAUCCACUGCACCCAGUACCCAGACCCCUAGCCACUUGGGAGCUACACUGCCUGUAGGACACCCUGUUGGGGGAGAUCCAGAAGUCCGAAAACAGAUGCCACCUCCACCACCCUGUCCAGGCAGAGAGCUCUUUGACGAUCCCUCCUAUGUCAACGUCCAGAACCUAGACAAGGUCCGGCAAGCAGUGGGUGGUGCGGGGCUCCCCAAUCCUGCUGUCAAUGGCAGUGCACCCCGUGACCUGUUUGAUAUGAAGCCCUUUGAAGAUGCUCUUCGGGUGCCUCCACCUCCCCAGUCAGUGUCCAUGGCUGAGCAGCUCCGAGGGGAGCCCUGGUUCCAUGGGAAGCUGAGUCGGCGGGAGGCUGAGGCACUGCUGCAGCUCAACGGGGACUUCCUGGUGCGGGAGAGCACGACCACACCUGGCCAGUAUGUGCUCACUGGCUUGCAGAGUGGGCAGCCCAAGCAUCUGCUACUGGUGGACCCUGAGGGUGUGGUUCGGACUAAGGAUCACCGCUUUGAGAGUGUCAGUCACCUCAUCAGCUACCAUAUGGACAAUCACUUGCCCAUCAUCUCUGCGGGCAGCGAACUGUGUCUACAGCAACCUGUGGAGCGGAAACUGUGAUCUGCCCCAGAGCUCUCUUCCAGAAGAUGCCCUCCAAUCCCUUCCACCCUAUUCCCUAAGUCUUGGGACCUCAUUUGGGAGUGUUCUGUGGGCUUGGCCUUGUGUCAGAACUGGGAGUAGUGUGGACUCUGGGUUUCAUAUCCAGCUAAGUAAGAGGGUUUGAGGGUUUGAGUCGGAAGCCUGGGGGAGAAUCCUGCCUCUCCCCAAACAUUAAUCACCAAAGUAUUAAUGUACAGACUGGCCCUUCACCUGGGCCUUUCCUGUGCCAACCUGAUGCCCCUUCCCCAAGAAAGUGAGUGCUUGUCAUGGAAAAUGUCCUGUGGUGACAGGCCCAGUGGAACAGUCACCCUUUUGGGCAAGGGGGAACAAAUCACACUUCUGGGCUUCAGGGUAUCCCAGACCCUUCUCAACACCCCCACCCACCCCAUGUUUAAACUUUGUGCCUUUGACUAUCUCUUAGGUCUGAUGAUGUUUUAUGCAGAGUUCUUGGGCCCCUGAGUUCAAUGACAGGGAUGCCAACACCUUCUUGGCUUCUGGGACCUGUCUUCUUGCUCAGCACUCUCUCCGGUUUGGGUUGGGAUAACAGAGGCAGGAGUGGCAGCUGUCCCCUCUCCCUGGGGAUAUGCAACCCUUAGAGAUUGCCCCAGAGCCCCCCUCCCGGCCAGGGGGGAGAUGGAUCCCUCCCUUGCUCAGUGCCUCCUGGCCGGGGCCCCUCACCCCAAGGGGUCUGUAUAUACAUUUCAUAAGGCCUGCCCUCCCAUGUUGCAUGCCUAUUGUACUCUACAGCCAAAGCGUAGCCCUUCUUGGAGCCUCUGCCCUGCCUCCCUUUCUGGGAGGGUGGGGUGGGGGUGACUGAAUUUGGGCCUCUUGUACAGUUCACUCUCCCAGGUGGAUUUUGUGGAGGUGGGAAAAAGGGCAUUGAGACUCUAAAGCAGUAGACAAUCCCCAGAUACCAUCUGUAGAGUUGGAACUGCAUUCUUUUAAAGUUUUAUAUGCAUAUAUUUUAGGGCUGUAGACUUACUUUCCUAUUUUGUUUUCCAUGGCUUAUUCUCGAGCACAAAAUAGUAAUCAAUUACUACAUUUAUACAUCACCUUUUUGACUUUUCCAAGCCCUUUUACAGCUCUUGGCAUUUUCCUCGCCCAGGCCUAUGAGGUAACUGGGAUCGCACCUUUUAUACCGGAGACCUGAGGCAGAUGAAAUUUAUUUCCAUCUAGGACUAGAAAAACUUGGGUCUCUUACCGUGAGACUGAGAGGCAGAAGUCAGCUCGAAUGCCUGUCAGUUUCAUGGAUGGGAAACGCAAAACCUGCAGUUCCUGAGUACCUUCUACAGGCCCGGCCCAGCGUAGGCCCGGGGUGGCCACACCACAGCAAGCCGCCCCCCUCUUUUGGCCUUGUGGAUAAGGGACAGUUGACCAUUUUCAUCCUGGACUCCUUUUGCUGUUUGGAUGUUUCCACGGGUCUCACUUAUACCAAAGGGAAAACUCUUCAUUAAAGUCCGUAUUUCUUCUA
This is a messenger RNA of Piliocolobus tephrosceles (Ugandan red Colobus), 4610 nucleotides long. It is a transcript of the gene SHC1, whose product is annotated as SHC adaptor protein 1. The record is from RefSeq and is a predicted model, not a curated record. Gene Ontology annotation, molecular function: receptor tyrosine kinase binding. Gene Ontology annotation, biological process: epidermal growth factor receptor signaling pathway; insulin receptor signaling pathway; intracellular signal transduction. Gene Ontology annotation, cellular component: plasma membrane. Lineage: Eukaryota; Metazoa; Chordata; Mammalia; Primates; Cercopithecidae.